This is a messenger RNA of Saccostrea echinata, 1190 nucleotides long. RefSeq names its product universal stress protein YxiE-like. Lineage: Eukaryota; Metazoa; Mollusca; Bivalvia; Ostreida; Ostreidae. The record is from RefSeq and is a predicted model, not a curated record. The transcript is spliced from 4 exons. Bases 101 to 583 code for a protein of 160 amino acids.
CCAUUUGAUGUAAGUAGUGCACUUUAAGAUAAAGAGUUAAGAGUUGCAGCCUUGAACGAAGUAAAGGACUGUGAUAAAAUCUUCCCUCCUGUGUACAACCAUGGCGGAAACAAAAGACAGAAGAACGUGUGUAAUUGCUGUGGACGGAAGCAAUUACGCAACAGAAGCAGUCAAGUGGUUUAAGAAGAAUGUGCACAAGCCCGGGGACUGUGUGUUACUGGUGACAGCGAUAGACCACCGCAAACACCUGCAAUAUGGAUUGCAUGUUUCACCAAAAGCUGUCACAAUGACGCCAGGGAAUCCGGACUCCAUUACACACGCCUUCGCUGCUGAAGACAAGAAAGCUAAUGAGCUGUUAGAGAAAAUGAAGACCGUAACUGACGGGUUAGGGAUGGAGGCUGAAUUUGUAAAAAUGUCUGGAGAAGCAGGGGAGUGUAUAGUCAAAAAAGCUAAGGAUUCAGGAGCGGAUCUGAUUGUUACUGGUUGUCGUGGGUUGGGAACUAUUCGGAGAACAAUCCUUGGUAGUGUGAGUGACUACAUCAUCCAUCACUCGGAAGUUCCUGUAUUUGUUGUACGCCACUAGAGAGAGAGGGAUCAUUUUGUGGGUCAUUACGAUCAACAUAUAAACUUAAAACGAAUAUUGCAAUAGCAUUGUUAUCAUCUAAAGCAGUUUUUUUUUUAUUUUACAUUGUUUUGCGUCAGUCACAAUCCAUUAUAUUGUACAAUUGUAAUUUGUUUCUCAUUAAAGGAAUUUGUUGUCCUUUUAAAGUUAGAAUCAUGUGUAAUUUUUAGGUAAAUUCUUUAUCUUAAAGUUGUCCUUUCACGAGAUUUUGAAACCUAUAAAUAAUAUGUGAAAUAUACAUGUGUUUUUUUACAAUCUACUUCUCUUGAGCUGCCUCUCUAGUUUAGUGGUAAUGGUGUAAGAGCUGCUAUUUUUCUAUCCAUACUGUAGUUUUCCAGCCAUAUACUGCACACAAGCUUUUUGAUGAGAUAUAGAUUUUGGGGAGUUGUACUCAACGUUCAGAAGAAUAAAGCGUCAAAAUCUACUUGCGUUAUACUUUAAGCAAAUAAAAGUUCCUAUUUAUGUUAUUGUGCUUCCACGGAGUUUGAUUUGUUCACCGAUGAUUUCAACUGUGGAAUAUAGUACUAUCAUAUCGUAUGUAAUAAAUAUGCGUUUCGUCUGUCUCUCU